GGCACCGCCCCCCCGCCCCGCCGGUCCUUAUAGCGGCCGGCGGCAGCGGUGCCGCGGCCCGGCCAUGACCCUGCGGCGGCGGCGGCGGCGGCUCCUGCCCGGGGAGGAGGCGGCGGUGGCGGCCCCGGGCCCGGCGCGCCCCGGCCCCGCCGACGUCUACCGGGCGCUGGCGGCCGCGGGCGGCACCCUGCCCCGCGUGCGCAAGGGCGCCGGCGGCAGGCGGAGGUCGCCGCGGGACUCCCCGGAGGAGCACAGGAGGGUGCUGAGGCUGGAGAAGAAGGCGGAGGAGGCGUUCGGCUUCGAGAUCCAGACCUACGGGCUGCACCACCAGGAGAAGAACAGCGUGGAGAUGUUCACCUUCGUGUGCCGGGUGCACGACGGCAGCCCGGCCGCCGCCGCGGGGCUCAAAGCCGGCGACACCAUCACGGGGGUGAACGGGCUGAACGUGGAGGGCGUCCGGCACCGGGAGAUCGUGGAGAUCAUCCGGAGCUCCGGCGAUGUGCUCCGGCUCGACACGCUCUACGGCACGGCGGUGCGGCGGGCCGAGCUGGAGGCCCGGCUGCAGUACCUCAAGCAAACCCUCUACGAGAAGUGGGGCGAGUACCGCUCGCUGAUGGUGCAGGAGCAGCGGCUGGUGCGCGGCGUGGUGGCCAAGGACCCCAGCAUCUACGCCACGCUGGAGGCUCUGCGCGGCUGCCUGGGGGCCGCGGGGCUGCCCGGCACCGGCAGCUCGCCCCGGCUCAGCGCCGGCAGCGACGACUCGCUCUACCAGACCUGCGUCUUCGCCGAGGCGCCGGCGGGUGCCGGGGGGGCGCCGGGCCUGGCCCGCAGCAGCAGCCUGCGGGGCGCCGGGGGGGCGCCCGGGCCCGCCGCCCCCCCCAGGGCCAAGCACCGCAGCUUCCGCCGGCGCCUGCUCAAGUUCAUCCCCGGACUGAACCGCUCGCUGGAGGAGGAGGAGAGCCAGCUCUAGGGCCCCCGGACUAUUUAUUUAUUUAUUGCGGGGGCUGAGCCCCCUGGGUGCCCCCCCCGGGAUGCUCGGCCCCGCGCCGCGAAGGGGGACGGCGGCUGAGCCGGGCUGCGGGGCCGCGCUCGGCCCGGCCGGGGCUUUUCCGCGGAAAAGCCGCUGCUUUAUCUCAGGAAACCUCCCCUUCCUCCCGCGCGGGGCCGGGGGGGCAGCGCCGGCGCUCCGCGGCCCCCCAAUACAGAGACUCUUUGCA
Messenger RNA from Dromaius novaehollandiae (emu), 1217 nucleotides. RefSeq names its product trafficking regulator and scaffold protein tamalin (gene TAMALIN). Bases 65 to 970 code for a protein of 301 amino acids. Gene Ontology annotation, molecular function: protein binding. Gene Ontology annotation, biological process: signal transduction. Gene Ontology annotation, cellular component: plasma membrane. The transcript is spliced from 8 exons. Lineage: Eukaryota; Metazoa; Chordata; Aves; Casuariiformes; Dromaiidae. The record is from RefSeq and is a predicted model, not a curated record.